Parasteatoda tepidariorum (common house spider) is the source of this 1197-nucleotide messenger RNA. The record is from RefSeq and is a predicted model, not a curated record. NCBI's taxonomy places the organism in Eukaryota, Metazoa, Arthropoda, Arachnida, Araneae, Theridiidae.
GUUAAAUUUUAAUUCUUUUAUUGAUGUCCAGGGGUAAAAUAUGAAAGUAUUUCAAAAUACGAAUUGAGUUAAAUAUAUUUAACAGUCUUAGUUCAACUAAUUGUACAAUAUCAUAUUUCAAUUUAAAAAAAUAAAAAUGGAUUUAUUUUCUGUCAACACUGAUGAUUUGUUCAUCAUCGAUACUGAUUGUGGAAGUGAUGAUGCUAUAGCCAUAUUACUCGCUCUUAUUAAGUGCCCAUCUCAAGUGAUCGCCUUCACUUGUUGCUAUGGGAAUGCACCCAUCCAUCAAGUGUGUCAAAAUGUAAUGAAAGUUAUGGUUGCCUGUAACCAAAAACAGAUUCCUGUCUACAAAGGUUGUGCUGGGUCUCUCCUAAACACAAACAUACCGUUUGUAGUUCACGGAUCAGAUGGAUUCGGUGAUUGUGGGCAAGAAUUCUCUUCUGGUAAUUUAAAAGAAGAGACAGAUUCAGCAUGUUUCGGUUUGAUUAACCUGACCAAGAAAUAUCCCGGACGGAUUACUUUAAUCGCUUUAGCUCCACUUACAAACUUGGCUAUUACUCACCGCAUUGAUCCAGAAUUUACAAAGCGUCUGAAGUCUAUAGUUUGCAUGGGUGGUAAUUACAGAGGAGUUGGAAAUGUAACUGAAACAGCCGAAUUUAAUUUCUACUGUGAUCCAGUAGCCGCUGACAUAAUUUUGACAGAAUCCAAGUGUCCAAUAACUCUAGUACCUUGGGAAACAACUGAAGAUCAUGGAAUAGAUUGGACUGACUUUGAAAAGUUAUUAAACAAACAAACUAAGACUGCUUAUUUCAUUAAGCGUACUUCUUCAGCAACUAUAGAUUUCUGUCGCAAAGAAGAAUCUCCAACGUACCCAGAUUGCGAUCUAAUGGCUACGGUCGCCGCUUUGUAUCCGGCUUGUGUAAAAAAGACCAUAAAAAGAACCAUUAGAGUAGAAUGCAAAGGGGAGUUCUCCACAGGACUCUGCAUAUGCAGCAAUGUACCACCUGGCUGUGCAACUGAUAAAAAGUCAAUUGAUAUUGUAACAGAAUUUAAUAUACCCAUGUUGACUAAACUUAGGGAAGAUAUAUAUAAUUACAAUACUAUUUAACUUAAUACAUAGUCAAUUAAAAAUUAUGUGUAUUGUUGAUAAUGUAAACUUACAUUACCGUCAAAAGGUAUACAGUUAUGGAUCUCUAA